UAUUAAUCAUAUGAGUUAAAAAAAAUUGUCAAACCAAAUUAGAAACAAAAAUUUUCAAAUUUUGUCCCAGAGCAGCCAACAGCUGUUUGCUUUGGAACAUGAAGCCAUUUUCACAAUUCCUAGUUUCAUACUUCCAAAACUACCUCUGUCAUCUCACACAAAAUGCCCAAACUAUCCUUAAUUGACCACCGGGUCGGCGUCGAUGAUUGGUGGCAGGUUGUAACCUGGAAGGAAGACAUUCUGGUAAAACGACAACAGACAAAACUGAAUAGUGACAGCCAGAUGUAAACUCACUCACCUCUCAGUCUCACAACACUCCACCGGCUACUGCCGGUCACUUUGGUUUGAUCUUUCCCUCCAUCAUGUUCAACUAUCGGCCCUUUCUUUCUUUUUUCUUGAAUGUCGUACACUGACAAAUAUACCCCAUUUUAUAAAUAUAUUUUUCUUCUUCUCCUCAUUUUCUCGUUUCAUUUUCUCGUCCUCAGUCUUCUCCUUUCCGUGUCUUGUACUCUGCACACCAUUUUUUUCUCUGCUGAUCUGAAAAACAAACCCUAAAGUUUGUUUUUUUCUUUUUUUGAUUCCAAUGGAAUACCAGAGAGCUUCGGCUGCUACGGCUUUCUCUAAGAAACUUAGUAAUGGUCACAGCUUCAACGGUAAAAACAUGUACGACGGCGUUUUUGGUGGUCAAAGUAAGGUAGGAUCGAGAGUUGAAGAUUAUGAGGAGAUAUUUGGUGGCGGUUCCGGUUCUUCGAUUCCGGUUCUUGAUGCUCCUGAGCUGAACGAGAGGAAGUUCUCAGUCGAUGUUUCGAGCUCGAAACUUGAUUAUUCCAACAUUUUUGGCAGUUUUGGAGACUUUGAUUUUGUUGUUUCUCAUGAUGAAUUCAUUGCUAAGCCAGCAAGAGAUAAAAAGACACCAACUGAGACAAGAUCAGAUUCAGAGGGGUCAUUCUCGUAUCCUUCGACCAUUCCUGUGGGGAAUCAAGUUUUGUCGGGUGAUCAAACCUACCAUGAAUCUGGUAAUGGUGUGAAGCAGUUCAAAAUGUCAAUUAAUAAAAGCAGCCCUGGAAGCAAAAAUGGGACAAAUGGAACAACACAUGUAGCUCAGCUUCAUGCUGUUCCUGGUUACAUUUGUUUAGUUGAUGAAAGAAUCACUCCAUCAAGUGACAAGCCAGUUCCCUCUGUUGUAAAUGAGCCAUGCCAGACCAACAAUUUUGGUGAGAGGGUAAUGGAAGGCUUGCAGUGUAAGAAACCGGUGUCCAAUGUUCCACCUAGUGGUGUUAAUAAACAGACUUCGAAAGGUGUUAAUGAAUUGCAUAGCGAAUCUAGAAGUAAUGGAUAUGAUUUUAAUGAUGUAUUAUUUGGUUCUAAUGAUGUUGGCCGUAGAACACCUCCUUCGAAAGUGACACGAGCUUCAAGCAUGUUAAAUAACAUGGGUGGUAGUAAACGUAAUUCUUUGAAGUUCUGGGUAUCCAGGAGUCAUUCUUUAGAUGAUGAUGCAGGUGUUUUGACUCCCCCUUACUUUGAUGAUGAAGUGGAUGCAAAUUCAGUUGCUGCUACUUCUGCAGCUGCAGUGAAGAAGGCGAUAGAGGAGGCCCAAGCCAGGUUAAAAAUCGCAAAAGAAAUGAUGGAAAGAAGAAAAGGUCAUAUAGGUCAUGGCAAACCAAGCUUUAAUGGUAGUUUGAAAGCUAAGGAAAGAACGAUGGGUAAAGAUACUGUCAAACAAAAUAAUUUCAGUCAAGAUAAGGCUCAGGAGACAUGUGAAAAGAUAUUGUCUGUACAAACUUCUGCUGGAGUAGGAAAGCAAAAUGUGAUGAAAGUUUGCCAAGUGGCCGUUGAAUCAGAAGAGAGGGAGAAAAGUUUCAUUGCCAGGGAAGCUGCAGGAGGAACUUAUGCUAAGAAUUUCAUGUCAUCACAAGCUGAUUGCAGGCAAGAAGUGGAAAAAAUGGAAGCAGUAAAAGAGGGAGAAAGAGAAGAUGAUGCAAUGCAGGCUCUGAAUAAUUAUGAAGGAGAAGAGAUGAAAAUCAUUGAAAAACCAGAAAAAUAUGGUGAGAAAUCAAAACAUGUUGAAGAUGCACAGGAGUAUGAGAGGAAACCAGAUGCAUCAAAAGAGUUAUGCCGUAAGGAAGCAUGUCUGCACAAAUUGAAGCCAGAUGUAGAGUUUGAUGAUCGGAAAGAAGAAACUGAACUAAGAUUUUCUGAGCAUUGGGAAGAAACUGAAGAGAAUUGUGAAAGAAAAUUGAAAGAUCCAGAGAAACCGACAGAAGAUGAGAGAAAAAUUGAAAUGCAAGAAUUAAAGGAUACUGAUAAUCUGGAGAGACCAGCAGUUGCUCAGGAAUGGGUAGAUACGGAGGAGAAAUACAAGCAUAUGCUUAAACAGGAAGAAAAUGGUUCUGCUUUAAGAGAUGUUUUUGAGAAGGAAGAGAAUGAGAUGCUACUACAAGAUGUGUCUAUACGGAAAGAGUUUGAGAAGAUAUAUGAAGAGGCUUUUGAGAUAUUGGAACUGGAGAGUGAACAGAGGGAACAUAAAGAGGCUCGUGCACCAGAAGAAAACAAUGAAGAAGAAGAAGAAGAUGCUUGCAAUAGAGAAGACAAUGAGCAGAUAUCAGACAAAAUGGAGAAUCCAGAAAUAAUUGAUCUUAGGCAUAUUGAUUUUGAUUAUGACGAAGAAAGGAAGAGGAGACUUGAAGAAAACAGUGAUUCAUUGGGGAAUGAGGUAUUUAUGGAGGCGGAAGAGAAUGAAGAAUUGUUUAAAGAUGCUUAUCAGAUGGGGAAUGAGGAAUUUAUGGAGGCUGAAGAGAAUGCAGAUUUGUUUAAAGAUGCUUAUCAGAUAGAAGCGGUGGAGGAGGGACAAAAAGAGGCUCUUGAGAGGCUGGGAACUGAAGAGAUGCAAAAACAGAGUGAUAAAAAAGCAGAUGAGAUGACAGAAGCAAGAGAAGAUGCUAUAGAAUGCUGUCAGGAAGAUCUUGAAGCAGCUAAUGAUGAACACAAUGACAAUGAAAUCAACAACCUAUGUGAAACUCUGGAACCCUCAAUUAAUGAAGACGGCAGUGAAAAAGAGGCUCCUGAGAGGCUGGGAACUGAAGAGAUGCAAAAACAGACUGAUCAAAAAGCAGAUGAGAUGACAGAAGCAAUAGAAGAGGCUAUAGAAUGCUGUCACGAAGAUCUUGAAGCAGCUAAUGAUGAAUUCGAUCACAAUGAAAGCAACAACCUAUGUGAAACUCUGGAACCCUCAAUUAAUGAAGACAGCAGUGAAAAAGAGGCUCCUGAGAGGCUGGGAACUGAAGAGAUGCAAAAACAGACUGAUCAAAAAGCAGAUGAGAUGACAGAAGCAAGAGAAGAUGUUAUAGAAUGCUGUCAGGAAGAUCAUGAAGCAGCUAAUGAUGAAUACGAUGACAAUGAAAUCAACAACCUAGGUGAAAUUCUUGAACCCUCAAUUAAUGAAGACAGCAGUGAAAUGACUGCCGAGCUGCUUGUAAAUGAAGAAAAUGGAGGGAUAGCAGAAGGAAGUAAAGCUUAUAGUGAAUGUAAAGAAACUAGAAGAGAUUCAGAAGCAGUUGAAGUAGAUAAUGACUUGGAGGAAAGCCUAGCAUUUGAUAAGGCUGACUUGGUUGAAAGCAACUUGAAACUCAAUGAGAUUGAGCAGCAAAAGGAAAAUACAAAGGAGGCUUUUGAUUUUUACAGGUGCGAUAUAGAUAUUGAUACAGCAGACGUAACUUUUGAGCAAAACCAAUAUGAGCAGCAUUCCAGAGAGUGUGAAAUAAUCUGGGCCAUGGAAAAGAAUGUUGAAGAACUGGUUUGUGAAUCAGAAGAAGACGCCAGGGAGGCUGAAUUUGGGUUGAAACAAGAAGAGAACAAGUAUAACUUUGAAUUCUCUGAUGAGGAAAGGUUGGUUGAUUCUCAGCUACAUUGUAAAUUUGGAGAGAAACUUGAAACCACACACGUAGCUUAUGACACUGAAACAAGCCAAAGUGCAGAAUACAAUGAGAGUCAUCAUGAAACCUUGAUGAAGGAAGAGAGGGAAACCAAAAUUUCUUGUCAGGGAGAAGUUAAGCUAGUGAAGGAACAACAAAGAAGAGUAGAUGAAACAAAAGAGAGGGAAAGGGAAAGAGAAAAGGAGAGAAUAGCUGUUGAAAGAGCAAUUCGUGAAGCUCGUGAAAGAGCCUUUGCAGAAGCCCGUGAAAGGGCUGUCGCUGGAAGAACAAAUGUAGAAGCACGGCGUAAGGUAGGGCGUGAAGCCCAAGGAGAGUCCACCAAACCUUCUGCAGGGGCCAAUGAUAAGACUAUUAUGGAAGCCAAACUUAAAGCUGAGCGUGCUGCGGUAGAGAGAGCAACUGCAGAGGCCCGGCAGCGUGCCCUAGAGAAAGCGUUGUCCGAGAAGGCUUCCUUUGGAGCCAGAAAACAGGCUGAAAAGUUCUCUGAUGCAAAGCAGAGUUUCCAAUCUAAUGACUCACAUUACAAAGGCUCAUGUCCUCCUGCAACUGGCAAAUAUCCUGAUUCUACAAAUCAGAGUGGUUCAAACUCAUCUGAGGGGUUGGAUCGAGCUACUGGUGAGUUAACUCAAAGAUGUAAAGUUGACUUGGAAAAGCAUCAAAGGACGGCAGAACGAGCAGCCAAAGCUCUUGCAGAGAAGAACAAGCGUGAUAUUCUUGCUCAGAAAGAACAAGCUGAAAGAAAUAGGUUAGCGGAAACUCUGGAUGCUGAAGUCAAAAGGUGGUCAAGUGGGAAGCAGGGAAAUAUUCGUGCACUACUAUCUACAUUACAAUACAUCCUUGGCCCAGAUAGCGGUUGGCAGCCGAUACCACUGACAGAUGUCAUAGCCACUGCAGCCGUAAAGAAAGCAUACAGAAAAGCUACGCUUUGUGUUCAUCCUGACAAGUUGCAGCAACGAGGUGCAAGCACACAGCAAAAAUACACUUGUGAGAAAGUUUUUGAUCUUCUAAAGGACGCGUGGAACAAAUUUAGUGCAGAAGAACGGUAGAGAUUCACUUUCGUGGAGGCUACAAUGAUGGUUCCCUCCCUAGUACACGAAGAAAGGACAUUUAGUUGCCCAAGAGAGAAAGAUGUUGGUAACAGAUUAUUGACAGUCUAGCAAUGUACUGCUAUUGAAAUUGGAUGAAAAUAUUUGAUAAAUUUAAACCAGAAUUAAAAGUUUCAAUGCCCUAAUACCCAUGAAAGAAGUUA
This is a messenger RNA of Durio zibethinus, 5181 nucleotides long. RefSeq lists its product as uncharacterized. The record is from RefSeq and is a predicted model, not a curated record. Gene Ontology annotation, molecular function: clathrin binding. Gene Ontology annotation, biological process: clathrin-dependent endocytosis; clathrin coat disassembly. Gene Ontology annotation, cellular component: intracellular membrane-bounded organelle; vesicle; cytoplasm. NCBI's taxonomy places the organism in Eukaryota, Viridiplantae, Streptophyta, Magnoliopsida, Malvales, Malvaceae.